AUGUUCUCCUUCAGCUAUUUCUUCGCUUAUCUGGUUGAGAUUGAACCCAGAGUCGUUCGCUACAAACUCGACUGCUACGUGGAUAUCAUAGCGCUAUUGGGAUAUUUCACUGGAACAUCGCGAGCAGUGAAAAGGAUUUAUUACGAAGAAACGUGUCAGGGUCGAGAUCGACUCAAGCAGCAAGCCGAAGGAAAGUCUCGAAGAAUGUCAAGUUCUCGCCGACGGGAUACCCCGAAAUUCUGGAAAGCUUACCUGAAAAAUCUGCCAAUGAUAUCCGCUCCUAUCGUUGCGUCUCUCUUCGUUCACGUCCUGAGCCGACAGCGGAUCGUUGAUAGCGACACCACCGUACUCACUUGCUUCGUUGUCGGGGCCAUCGUCUUCAAACUGGCAAUACAGGAGGCUGCAAAACAUUACGUUCUCAAGCAACGCGUACGCAGUGUCCGUACGAUGUGCGUACUCGUGGGCAUACCGACAGUGUUGAUUGAUACGCAGACGCGCAUCGUCAUUCUAGGGACCAACAGCACUACAACGGCGUCAUUGGGCGCCCUUGGGAUGGCUUUGGUCGAGAUUAGUUUACGCGCCGUCAAAGCUGUGGUAGUCAUGUGGAGUAUUCGACCACGCAAAGCCAGAGUUCUACCUGAAGAGCUGAGUGCAGUACCUCAGGCUGUGCCUCACGAAGCCGCUCUUCUGGCCCCACCAACUAGUCCUUCAGUAUCUGCCAUGCAUGUAGAGUUUGCGGUGUGGCGUCGACAAGUCCAGGCCUUCCACACGGCGGAGUUGAAUGCGGAUAUGUACGCCGAGUACAUCGCUAUCGGCUGCUCCGUGUCUAUCGUCUUCUUUUAUGGGAAUCACCAACACUAUUCGCUUCUAAGACAAUCAGAUCAUGCGAUGAGCAACGUUGAUGAGGCCGCGUGGCGUGUGAGUCAGCUGUACAUGCUGGCAUUUCAAGUCGGACUGGAGGUUCUAGUCGACUACGUGUCCAUUGUACUCGAGAUGAAGGCCGGCAUCGAGUUCGACCACGUCAAAAACCUCGGAGCCUUUCUAGCGGCGUUGUUCAUGGUGACAGCAGUGAUGAAUAUCACGAUAUCCAUAGGCGUUUACCUCAGCUGA
Messenger RNA from Phytophthora sojae, 1110 nucleotides. RefSeq lists its product as hypothetical. The coding region runs from base 1 to 1110 and encodes 369 amino acids. The record is from RefSeq and is a predicted model, not a curated record. The transcript has 2 exons. NCBI's taxonomy places the organism in Eukaryota, Oomycota, Peronosporomycetes, Peronosporales, Peronosporaceae.